GUUGUGGAUUUAUUUAGUCCCAACUUGAGAGGACUAAAUUUGCCUCCUCUCCUACUUCCACCUUCUCUCACCACUUGAAGUCGAAGCCCCUUCUUCUAACUCACUCAAGAGCCAAAGAGCCAAAGAUGUUGAACAAUGGCAACCCUGAGCUUCCUCAAAAAUCCCAAGAUGAAAACAAGUUCUUCUCUAGGCUUCUGUCCAAGGAAAGCUCCAUAGCCAAUCCAUCUUUCAAGGUCUACUAUGGAGGCCUGGCUGGUAGUGUUCCAUUCAUCUGGGAAUCUCAGCCUGGCACCCCAAAACACACAUUUAGUGAUGACCCAAUUCCUCCUCUCACUCCUCCUCCAUCGUACUAUUCAAAUUCCUUCCAAAAACCAACCAAAAAGCACUCAAGAUCCAAUCUUUUACACACCCUUUUCCCAAAAAUAAGUCUCAAUAAGAAAACCCAUGUACCAUCUUCUCCUUCUUCAUCAUUGUUUUGUUCAUCAGAUUCAUCUAUGCAUGUGCCAGUGAGCACAAGGAAGUUCCAUGGAAGGAGAAGCCGGUUUUCGAGCAGAAGCUCAUCGUUUGACUCCACGGGAGACUUUGAGGAAGAGGAGGAUGCUGGCUCGCCUACUUCAACAUUGUGCUUUCGAUUCAGCAGAGUGACCAGUGGAGGCAACCGAGGCUGUCAUUAAUUUUAAUGGCCUUGAUGAUGUCAAUAUUUGGCCAUGGAUCUGGGCCAAAGGUACCUCUUAUAGCUAGUGAUGAUGCUCUGUAAUCUUCGCUCAUGUUUUGCUUAAUUAAUGUUUAGAAUGUAUUAAUGUGGUGGUAGUAAUUACCUCAACUGCUGCCUAAGAUUCCCGCUUAAACAUAUAUGGUGGUGUUAAGAUUGUUAAUCUAGUACCUAGCAAUUGGCUUUCUGGAUGCAUGUACGAUUUCAGGUCAUUAAUAUUCCUUUUGCUUUUCAUUAUAUAUGCAAGUUCAGAAAAAUAUAUCAUCAGUGAAGUAAAUAUUA
Prunus persica (peach) is the source of this 994-nucleotide messenger RNA. RefSeq lists its product as uncharacterized. Bases 126 to 674 code for a protein of 182 amino acids. Lineage: Eukaryota; Viridiplantae; Streptophyta; Magnoliopsida; Rosales; Rosaceae. The record is from RefSeq and is a predicted model, not a curated record. The transcript has a single exon.